Messenger RNA from Mus musculus (house mouse), 1601 nucleotides. RefSeq names its product adaptor-related protein 5 complex, sigma 1 subunit (gene Ap5s1). The coding region runs from base 358 to 960 and encodes 200 amino acids. Gene Ontology annotation, biological process: double-strand break repair via homologous recombination; endosomal transport. The record is from RefSeq and is marked validated. Gene Ontology annotation, cellular component: lysosomal membrane; AP-type membrane coat adaptor complex; late endosome membrane. Lineage: Eukaryota; Metazoa; Chordata; Mammalia; Rodentia; Muridae. The transcript has 3 exons.
AACUGGGGCAGAUAGUGGGAGGAGGACGUGGUGCCCUGGGGUAAUGACGCGCUCAGCUGGCGGCAGAAGGGUGACCAGAGGUCAAAGUCUGCAAAUCUAGGUUCCCUUCCUGAAGCGGGCUUGCUAAAUUUCCUGUUGGGUAACUUUGAAUUCUUGGUCUGUUUAGCUUUAGCUGUGGCUAAACACUGUUUCUCCUCAGCCUUGAGACCGGGGGCUGCCACUCUCGCUUUGCCCAGAGCGGCCAGGCUCUCUCUCUGUGUAUCUGUGGCUGACUUGAAUUCCUGAUUCUCUUGCCUCCGCCUCCCGAGGGUUGGGAUUUCAGGUCUCUGGCUUUCCUGGAGCACCCACCCUGGAGCUAUGGUCCACGCUUUCCUCAUCCACACUCUGAGGGCCCCGAAUUUGGAAGAUACAGGCCUUUGCCGAGUGCUCUAUUCCUGUGUCUUUGGUGCUGAGAAAUCACCCGAUGAUCCACGGUCACAUGGUGCAGAAAGGGACAGGCUCUUCCGCAAGGAACAGAUUUUGGCAGUGGCCAGACAGGUGGAGUCACUGUGUAGGCUGCAGCAGCAAGCGGCUGGAUGUUCCUCCACAGACCUUCAGCCUCAGUUCUCAGCUGAACCUGUGUCCCUGCAUGAGGCCCCUCAUGGAGCCUUCCACCUGGCAGCCGGGGACCCUUUCCAGGAGCCUCGGACAGUGCUAUGGCUGGGUAUACUCUCCUUAGGUUUCGCCCUGGUGUUGGACACCCAUGAGAACCUGCUGCUGGCUGAGCGCACGCUCCGGCUCUUGGCUCGCCUCCUCCUUGACCACCUCCGGCUGCUGACACCAGGUACCAACUUCUUGUUGCGGGCUGACCGUAUUGAGGGAAUCCUCACCCGCUUCCUGCCACAUGGGCAGCUGCUUUUCCUCAAUGACCAGUUUGUCCAGGAUCUGGAGAAGGAAUUCAGUGCUGCUUGGCCCCGCUGACCCCUCACCAGACAAAGAGCGAGGGUAAAGGUUGCAUACUGCUAGGGGAAGUGUGGCAUCUGCCUCUUGCCCAGCCUGCUCCCUGCUCUGAUGUGUGGCCACGCUCAGGACAUACGGAUUGGGCAAGCCCGAAGGAAGGGACCUGGGUAGAAGGCUGUCUGUGCCUGUCCUCAGGCCACUGGAAUUGUAAAGUAUUCAUUGUAGAGCAUCCUGAAGCUGGAACCGCCCCGUGAUCGCGUAGGCUCUACAGUGUCCACCACGCGAGUCUUUGACUCCUCUUCAUUCAACCCUACCAGCUGUCAGCACUGGAGCAGCAUACUGCCGAGCUCACCCUAGUCGAUAGCCCCAGCACAAAAGGAGCCUCUGAGACCCACUUCACGGCUGGAGAACUGGGCUGGUACCCUAGCAAGCCCCGGUCCCUGCCUUUGCUCAUCAGCAAGGAUUUUGUCGGCAAGGCCUGUUCUGCUUCUAGCUCCCCCACAGUGCAGAGCAGGGGGAUUCUGCGGUUCCUUAUGUGCCAUGCCCCCGUGUCUGCCAAGAGAGCUGAGAACACAACAGCUUUUCUUGUCUGCUGGCUGGCAGGGGCCAGGCGUCUGGCCCAGGUGAUGCCUUAUUUUGAAUUAAAAACAAUGGCGGUCUGA